AUGCCGAAAAUUGUUCAGGGCGACUGCGACCUCAGGGGCCAUCCCAAAGGCGGCGGCGCUCACAGGGGCCCGCCCAAAGGCAAGGGAACCCCUAGGGAACCUCCCAGAGGCGGUGGUGCCUCCAGGGGCAGCGGCUCCCCCAGUGGCUUUUCCAGGGGCGGCAGUGCCCCCAGAGGAUCUCACAGGGGCAGUAGCGCCCCCAGGGGCCCUCCCAGAGAAGGAGCCCACCAGUGGCUCUCCUUAGGGGCAGCGACGCCUCCAGGGACAAUCCCAGAGGCGGUGGCGCACCCAGGGGUCCUCCGAGGCGGCGACCUAGAGGCUCACCCAGAGGCUCACCCAGAGGCGGUGACAACCCCAGGGCCUCUUCCAGGAGCGGCGGUGCUCCCAGGGAACCUCUCAGGGUUGGUGGUACCUCCAGGAGACAAGUUCAGGGGCGGUGGCGGCCAGAGGGACCAUCGCAGGGGCCCUGCCAAGGGCGGUGGCGGCCCCAAGGACCCUUCCAAGGGCGGUGGCGCCCCCAGGAUCCCUCACAGAGAAGGCAGCGACCGCAGGGCCCCCCCAAAGGCUGCGUGGCCCCCCCAAAGGCUGCGUGGCCCCCAGGGGCCCUCGAGGGCGAUGGUGCCACCAGAAGCCCUCCCAGGGACGGAGGAACUACCAGUGGCCGUUCCAAGGGCGGCAGCCCUUCCAGGGGCGGUGGCGCCUCCAGAGGCUCUCCAAGAGACCCUCGAUGGGGCGGUGGUGUCCCCAGGGGCUCUCCAGGGGCGUUCAGCAUUGGCAGGGGCCAUACCAGGGACAACAGCGACCCAAAGGGCUCUUCCAGUGGUGGUGGCGACCCCAGGGACUUGCCAAGGGUCGGUGAUGACCUCAACUGCCCUCCCAGGGGCGGCGGCGAUCCUAGGAGCCUUCUUAGGGGUUGCCACCGAUCCUGGGGGGCUUCUCGGGGUGCCAUCAACUCUGGAAGGGCCCCUGCGGGCGGCGACACCCCUGGAAGGGCCCGUGGUGGUGUCUCCGUCCCAGGAACGGUUCCUGGAUGUUCCACCGCCCCUGGGAGGGCCAAAGGGAGUGCAAAUACUCCUGGGAAGUACCCAGGGGGUGUCACCCCCACUGCAAGACCACUGGGGAUGCCAUCUCUCGGUAGAGACCACAGCGGAGCCACAGCCUCUGAGAGUUCCCUGUGGAGCCAACGCCCCUGGGAGGAUUCCUGGGCGUAUCACCGUCCCUCGGAGGGCCCAUGGGAAUGCCUCAGCCCUUGGGAGGGUCCUUGGGGGUGCCACUGCCCCCGGCAGGGCCCCUGAGAGAGUCCAUGUGGGUGCCACCGCCCCUGAGAGGGCCCCUGAGGGCAUCACGGCCCCUGGGGUUGCCACAGCCAGUAGUAGGGCUCCUGUUUGA
Messenger RNA from Homarus americanus (American lobster), 1389 nucleotides. RefSeq names its product collagen alpha-1(I) chain-like. The record is from RefSeq and is a predicted model, not a curated record. Lineage: Eukaryota; Metazoa; Arthropoda; Malacostraca; Decapoda; Nephropidae. The transcript is spliced from 3 exons. Bases 1 to 1389 code for a protein of 462 amino acids.